This is a messenger RNA of Chiloscyllium plagiosum (whitespotted bambooshark), 5779 nucleotides long. Its product is annotated as glutamate receptor ionotropic, kainate 2. Gene Ontology annotation, cellular component: membrane. Gene Ontology annotation, biological process: monoatomic ion transport. NCBI's taxonomy places the organism in Eukaryota, Metazoa, Chordata, Chondrichthyes, Orectolobiformes, Hemiscylliidae. Gene Ontology annotation, molecular function: ligand-gated monoatomic ion channel activity; signaling receptor activity. The record is from RefSeq and is a predicted model, not a curated record.
CUCCCGCUUGCUGCACUCCUUAAUUCGAACUGAACAGCAGCAUUUGGCUGGACAGAAUGGGAGGCAAAUUCUUGCAAUAAUUCCUGGGCUACAGAUUUACCCUCAGUACACCCCCUCACCAACCCCGAUCCAAGUCGUAGGUGAAGGGAAACCCGACAAGCGAUUGCAUUUGUACGUCCGCGCGGUUUGGAUGUGCGACUCUGAAAGCCUGAGAGAGUUUUUCUUUGGUUUCUUAUCGCGGCUGCGCUGGCAGAUAUCAGAUCCAUGUUUUCACUGGCGCUGGUCGUUUUUUUUUAAAAAAAAUCCCCAAACCUGCGGAGUCAAUUGCUUUCUGUCUACUCGUGUUUUUACCACAAAGGAAGCUUUUAGCCUGGACAGGAGCUUGCAGUUGACGAUGUGAACGGAAGGGGUCGCUCCAAUUCUUGCUUUCAUUGCAAAGCCGUCAUUGCCCUUGCUCCUGUCGCUCGCUCCUGAUGCAGACACUGUGCCCCGCUGCUGCCUUCGAGUCUGCUCCUCCAGAUUCCCCAUCACUUACGAUAUUUGGCCUUUCAAUUUCAACAGCAUAAAGUAGCAAGGCGACACGUUUAAAAUGUCAAAAUGUGAGACUGGAGCGCGGCAGACUCCUUUUGGGUAGUGUCCCGGGAUUGUAUAAAGACAGUUAAUGUCAUGACCUUUUGCAAUUCAGUCAGUAAUGCAGGCUGGUUACCGAGUACCAAUUUAGCAAACCAUGUAACCGUUCAGCCGUGGAUAAGAAUUGAAAGCACUUGGACAGGCUCUCUAUAGCUCUGCUUCAGUACGAGAUGAACUCGUUUGGAUAGAUAGAGCUGGCAAACGUGCAUUUAAGAAAGGUUCCCAUUCCUGUUUAAAGAAAGACACUCGCCCCCUCUCCGAGUUGGCAAGAUGUGUUACACCAGGGACUGACCUUGUGGGUUCGCUCCAGCUGUGAACGGGUCGCAGAGCGAAUUGGACAUUCCUGGGUUGACAUCCACCUCCGGGAGUUCGGGGUUGGUUUAAUAAACCCGGAGAAUGUUGAGCUUUUGAAUCCUUGUGAAACGGCUUUUCCCUCCGAAAGCAACAGUGUCUGGAAGUUUCCAAUCUCCUCCUCCGGCCCUCACCACCCCAUACCCUGAAUCCUGCUCCGGUCUGAUUUAAACAGGCGGUGGCGGUGGACGCGGCGCAUUUGUCAGCAGGUCUCCCUGCUUUCUGAUCAGCCGCCUCGGUGACUUGGCCGCCGUCUCCCCGGGUGACAGUGCACAUUGGUGACUCUUCUGUAGGUGAUAUGUGAGACUGGCAGGAGAAUUGCUGUUCCAGACCCAACUCCUGAACUGCUUCCCGAUGGGCCAGUUAAUAACAUAACUGCAGCCCCCACCUCCCGGCCACAUCCAGACAGAAACCGAACCCCCCUAGCCCCCUCCCCAAGGCUGACAGCCGCAAAACUACAGCAUUAUCGUGAUUGCAUUGCUCACUCACUCUUAACCGGUGCUGGCCACGCAGUCCGUUCCCUUUCAUAAGCGCCGCCGAGCCGGACUUGUGUGGAUGGAUUUUUCCAAGAAGCCCAGAGUGUGAGGAAAGCGGGGAUGUCCCGCCAUUCCUUGCAGCGGAAGAGUGCUCCUUUGCGCAGUGAAUGAAUGAAGAACAUGCGGGGAUUGCUAAUGGGUUCGACUCGCUCUCGGAUCCCUCUCUUGUGACCAUGUCGUGAUCCUGUCCCUGGGCCCUCCGAUCGCUCCUGCUCGCCCCUCGAUCGAAUCCGAGCGCGGAAGCUGCUCCAGACAGAAGGUGCUGCCGGCGGGCCGGAGGAGGAAACCAACCGCUGGAAUUGAUCUCAAUACAAGAAAUCAUGAAGAUUAUCUGUCCGCUUCUAAACAACCUGGUCUUUGAGUGUUCGGCUAGACUUUUCCUGUGCUUGUUGUGGAUGGGAUAUUCUCAAGGAAUGCCGCACGUUUUAAGAUUUGGGGGUAUUUUUGAGUCAGUGGAACAAGCUCCGUCUGGAGCAGAGGAACUAGCCUUUAAGUUUGCAUUAAAUACAAUCAACAGAAAUAGAACGCUGCUGCCAAACACAACAUUAACGUAUGAUAUCCAAAGGAUAAAUAUUUACGACAGUUUUGAAGCAUCCAGAAAAGAAUUAUAUAUCUCCUCUUCAGCCUGUGAUCAACUGUCCCUUGGGGUGGCAGCCAUCUUUGGGCCUUCUCAUAGUUCUUCAGCUAACGCAGUGCAAUCCAUUUGCAAUGCUCUCGGGGUUCCCCACAUACAGACCCGGUGGAAGCAUCAAGUGUCAGACAACAGGGAUUCUUUCUACGUCAACCUGUACCCAGACUUCUCAUCCCUCAGUCAAGCCAUUCUGGAUCUGGUACAUUUCUUCAAAUGGAAAACCGUCACCGUGGUGUAUGAUGACAGCACAGGUCUGAUUCGGUUACAAGAGCUUAUUAAAGCUCCAUCUCGGUACAGCAUCCGCUUAAAAAUUCGGCAGCUUCCAGCAGACACAAAGGAUUCCAAACCUUUGCUGAAAGAAAUGAAAAGGAACAAGGAAUUCCACAUAAUAUUUGACUGUGGUCAUGAGAUGGCAGCAGGCAUCUUGAAGCAGGCUUUGUCGAUGGGAAUGAUGACUGAAUAUUAUCAUUACAUUUUCACCACCCUGGACAUCUUUGCCCUGGACUUGGAGCCUUAUCGCUACAGUGGAGUGAACAUGACAGGGUUCCAGAUUCUCAACACUGAGAACAGCCAAGUUGCCUCCAUAAUUGAGAAGUGGUCAAUGGAAAGAUUACAAGCACCUCCCAAACCAGGCUCGGGUUUACUGGAUGGAUUUAUGACGACAAAUGCUGCCUUAGUUUAUGAUGCAGUUCACGUGGUAUCGGUGGCUGUCCAACAGUCCCCACAGAUGACCGUCAGCUCCUUGCAGUGUAACAGGCACAAACCCUGGCGCUUUGGAAGCCGUUUCAUGAAGUUCAUUAAAGAGGCUCACUGGGAAGGACUAACAGGCCGAAUUAUAUUCAAUAGUUCCAAUGGCUUGAGAACAGAUUUUGAUUUGGAUGUGAUUAGCCUCAAGGAAGAAGGGCUUGAAAAGGUUGGGACCUGGGAAACGAGCAGUGGAUUGAACAUGACUGAGAAUCGCAAAGGAAAGACAGCGAACAUCACUGAUUCAUUAUCUAACCGAUCGUUAGUUGUUACAACGAUUCUGGAAGAGCCUUAUGUGAUGUUUAAAAAGUCCGAUAAACCUCUUUAUGGAAAUAGUCGAUUCGAGGGAUUUUGCAUUGACCUCCUGAAAGAGUUGUCAAAUAUCCUCGGAUUUACCUAUGAGGUCAGACUGGUGGAUGAUGGGAGAUACGGCGUUCAGGAUGAAAAAGGGCAGUGGAAUGGAAUGGUCAGGGAACUGAUGGAUCAUAAAGCUGAUCUUGCAGUUGCACCCUUGACUAUCACCUACGUCCGAGAGAAGGUCAUUGACUUCUCAAAGCCAUUCAUGACUCUGGGAAUAAGUAUUUUGUACCGAAAGCCCAACGGUACAAACCCUGGCGUUUUCUCCUUCCUGAAUCCUCUCUCCCCUGAUAUCUGGAUGUAUAUUCUGCUGGCUUACUUGGGUGUCAGUUGUGUGCUGUUUGUCAUAGCCAGGUUUAGCCCCUAUGAGUGGUAUAAUCCCCACCCUUGCAAUCCCGACUCAGAUGUGGUGGAAAACAAUUUUACCUUGCUAAAUAGUUUCUGGUUUGGAGUUGGAGCUCUCAUGCAGCAAGGUUCCGAGCUAAUGCCGAAGGCACUUUCAACCAGGAUUGUGGGUGGCAUUUGGUGGUUCUUCACACUGAUCAUCAUUUCGUCGUACACCGCUAACCUGGCUGCUUUUCUGACAGUGGAGCGUAUGGAAUCUCCCAUUGACUCAGCAGAUGACCUGGCUAAACAAACCAAGAUCGAGUAUGGAGCAGUUGAAGAUGGAGCUACUGUAACUUUCUUUAAGAAAUCCAAAAUAUCAACCUACGAAAAGAUGUGGGCCUUCAUGAGUAGCAGACAACAGACUGCGCUUGUCAAAAAUAAUGAAGAAGGAAUCCAGCGUGUCUUAACCACAGAUUAUGCCUUGCUAAUGGAGUCAACGACCAUUGAGUUUGUCACGCAGAGAAACUGCAACUUGACACAGAUUGGAGGCCUCAUAGAUUCCAAAGCUUAUGGAGUUGGCACUCCCAUGGGUUCUCCGUACAGGGAAAAGAUCACUAUCGCAAUUCUCCAACUGCAGGAGGAGGGGAAACUGCACAUGAUGAAAGAGAAAUGGUGGAGGGGUAAUGGCUGCCCUGAGGAAGAGAGCAAAGAAGCCAGUGCUUUAGGAGUCCAGAACAUUGGUGGCAUCUUUAUCGUGCUGGCUGCAGGCCUGGUACUGUCCAUCUUUGUGGCAGUGGGUGAAUUUCUGUACAAGUCGAAAAAAAAUGCACAGCUUGAGAAGAGGUCCUUCUGUAGUGCCAUGGUUGAGGAGCUCAGGUUGUCUCUCAAGUGUCAACGGCGUCUGAAACACAGGCCUCAGGCACCAGUCAUAGUGAAAACUGAAGAAGUUAUCAACAUGCAUACGUUCAACGACAGGAGAUUGCCUGGCAAAGAAACAAUGGCAUAAAGUGUAGAAAAUCCACACCGAGCACAAACAGUAAUCUUUGUUCCCAAUGACCUGCAAGAGUGUUUCCAGUGGAAAUAUGCAAACCCGUGCCGAACAAGCGAGUUACCUCAUGAUGCUGUGUCGAAAAAAAAAUUACCUACCUUAUGAAAACAGGGUGGUCAAAGUCAGAUCCCGAAACAUUGUCAAGGACCAAAACUUGCAAAUAAAAUAAUUAAAUGCAGUAAAGACUUUUCCCCUUCAUCCCUCUUAUCCCCCCUCCCUCUUAUUUUCCCAUAUUGGAAAUGAAUGGUGAUAAUAAAGGAUAAGAAACACUGGACAACAAAGAGAAAACUGUGUUGAGUUAUAGCUACAGUUAUACAAGGUGGAAAUGAUACUGAGGAUUGUCCAAACUUGUGCAGUUACUGUAAUAGAGGCUGUUCAAAAUAAUUGAGGUUAAAGAAGAAAGAGAACUAAGAGGCUUUGGAAAGAAAUGGUGAAACUCUGAUGAGAUAUUUCAUGUAUUUGUAUCACCACCAGAAAGGAACACAAGGCAAUAAUUGUUUUCCGUCAAUUUAGCUUUUUUUUACAAUGGAUCAGACUGCUUUGAACCCUCACCAAAUGAAAGAACGUUAAACAAUUAAAUUUUCUAAGCAAUGGAUUGCGAAGUUGUUUUCCAAAAUCUGAGUGACGUAGGGUAUAACAAACAGCCUAAAGUCCUUUAAGUUUGUGUACUUCAUUGUGGUAACAGAAGAGUGUGUUCCCUUCAACUCCCCCCAUCUGGGUCUCAAGAUUUGGUCCUUUCAAGUUGCUUCGCCCACCUGCUCCCACAUCCAGCUGAACUGAUUUGACGCCUGGCCUUUCAACUCGUGUGGUUCCGCCUGAUUAAUUAUGGAUAUAGGAUUUUCACUGACGUGAUCCCAUGUAAUGUUGCAGGAGACUCUUUUGUAGAAUGCACUAAAUCUCAAGUCACAACUGCUACAACUCCUUGUAAGCAGUUUUUCAAGAUGUUCAUGUUUAUUUGUGGAAAUGCAAGAUUUAUAUGAAAAUAGUUUUUGUAUGGAAUUUUUGUAAUAAUUUUUAUCAGAAAAUGAACACACGGGCACUAAAUCUCAAUGAGUUUCCAUUAGGCUGAUAGCAUACAGUGAUGAACUAUUGUGUGUAAUAAAAGGCACAGAGUCUUGGCCAUAUAUUGUGAUAAUAAAUGAAGUGCAUACUGAG